Messenger RNA from Cottoperca gobio, 5921 nucleotides. It is a transcript of the gene cfap43, whose product is annotated as cilia and flagella associated protein 43. Gene Ontology annotation, cellular component: axoneme. The coding region runs from base 111 to 5057 and encodes 1648 amino acids. The transcript has 38 exons. Lineage: Eukaryota; Metazoa; Chordata; Actinopteri; Perciformes; Bovichtidae. Gene Ontology annotation, molecular function: protein binding. The record is from RefSeq and is a predicted model, not a curated record. Gene Ontology annotation, biological process: sperm axoneme assembly; cilium assembly.
UGCCAGGGAUACGGAACUACUCACGUUUUCUUUUCUGUCGGUUGUGUUUGCGGUUUGUAGGGGGAAAACUGUUUAAUUUGACUGUUUGUAAUUUUAUUCUUUAUCUUAAAAUGGAUGACAUUGUAAGUUUAGAAGUCAGGUGGAUAAAAAGUUUUACAAACAAGAGUAUCGAGUUUGUCGACACUAAAACAGUAUGUUACACAUGUGGCAAUCAUAUGUUUUUCCUCAACCUGAAGACAAACAAGCAAAGUGUGCUUCAGUGUACUGGCAGAGGCAUUGGUGCAUUGACAGCCAAUGGCAACAAUGGGACUUUUGCUUUCUCCGAGGAAAAGCUAUCUCCAUCUAUAUUUGUGUACAUUUUCCCUGAGUUUCAGUUGAAGAAUGAAUUAAAAGGAUCAGCACAACUGGGCUACACAUCUCUGACAUUAAGUGAUGGUGGUCCUUAUUUGGGCUGUUGUUCCUCUUUUCCAGACCACACCAUAACAGUGUGGAAUUGGGAAAACGGUGAGCCACUUUGUACACGACCACACGCUGGGCAGGAUGUCAUUUCUUUGGUGUUCAACCCUCUGAAUUGGCUCCAGCUCUGUGCUUUGGGCACUACAUCCCUCACUGUCUGGAAUAUUGAAAAGAGUGACAGCUUUCAUGUCCUGAAACCAAGUGUGAUAGAGCUUCCAGCAACUGAUGGUUCCUUUGUUGAGAGAUUGGUGCCCACCUCUCAUACUGUCAGCGAAAAACUGCCCUAUUUUGGUCUUGAAAUGCCUCCAACAGCCAUCUCAGGGCUCAAGGGAAACAAGGCAGAAAGCAUUGUGACUAAACUCUGCACCAAAGCCAGACUAACUCCUACUGCCAUCUGCUGGACAGCCACAUCACAGCUUUAUGUGGGCUGUGCGGAAGGCUUUCUGCUCGUUGUUGACCCGGAGAGCCUCUCUGUCUCCGUCCUCUUCAACCCCACAACUGCUGAUGCCCCCCCUGAACUCAGGCAGAGCAGCUUUCAAAGUUUAACUCUUAACAAGGAUGGUUUGAUUGCUGUUGGAAAGGAGAAUGUGGCUUACUGUCUUCAAAUCAAAGCGUCUCAGAUCAACAUCACUGAAACAUGGCAAUUAGAAGGACCUGUCACAACUGUGAUGUACUCCCCUGACUAUGAAACAUUACUUUUAUCUUCUAAUACAGGGCAAAUCUAUGUGUUGAACCCAACCCGGUCAGACAAAAUUGUGAAGGUCCUGGAUGUUCUCAGCGGCAAGUUUGUGGCAGCAGCAUUGUCACACACUGACAAGAACAUUUGUGUGUCAGUGAGAGAUUCUGGAGAACUGCAGAUGUGGUCUGCAGAUGGCAUUUGCCUCAGUUCCCUGUCUCUUCAAGCUGAGGUGACGAGUCUGGCCUGCUGUCCUAUCGCACACUACGCAGCUGUUGGAACGGCUUCAGGAAGUGUCCUCUUUAUUGACCUGAAUAGGCAGCAGCAGCCUCGCCUGGUGCACCAGGUUCAUCUCUACCACACUCGUGUGGAUCACCUAGUUUUUGAUCAAGAGGGGCACUACCUUCUCACUGGUGCCUCAGAUUCACAUCUCUACGUAUUAGAUGCAAACCCAUCAAAGAGAUUUUCAGUCAUAGGAUACACAGUUGUUCCUGGACCCAUUUUGUCCCUUUCCACUCAGUGCCUCAGUGACUGUGAGCAGGUGAAAGUUCUUGCACUGUGCACUGGACAGGAGCUCACGGUGCUCUCUCUGCCUUCAAGGAACCUUGCAGGUCCAGAUUGUGUAGACCGACAUGGUUGUCUGUCUACUCACAUCCUCAAGGUGUCCAGAUACGAAGUGCCUCAUCCGCUUAAAUCCUGUGUUCUGGGAGUCAGUGAGGUCUUCGCUUACUGCCACAAGAAGAACACUCUUCAGCGAUUUCAACUUCCCCAGGACACAGACGGUCUCUCCAGUCAACAGGUGGUCCAGCUCAAACCAGAGCAGGAAGUGAGGGGUCAUCCUCUGGACCCUGCCUCUCCCGCUCUGUCUCCUCACCAGUUAUGGCUGGCUUCUGUGGGCCGAGAUGGCCUCCUACGCAUCCGAGAAACUGCUUCUAUGGAGCGGUACAUUGUACUGCAAUGUCAUUCAUGCCGUCUGGGUGGAGUCCGGAGCAUGUCCUUCUCUGCAGACAGCCAGACACUCCUCACUGCUGGCUUUAAAGAUGGCUCCCUUGUGUGCAUCGAUCUCAGAAUUAAAGGUGAGGAUGAUGGGGAGGUGAAUGAAGCUACUCAGUACAGUCAGUCAAUGGAUCUCUUCUUGAAAAACACACUCAACACCGAGAAUCCCAUCCUCAUUGACUUGCCUGAGUGGGGCCAAGGUUCUCAUGCUGCCACUGAACAACCUGAGGUCAGUGGUGGAGUAGAGACUAUAGAUGUGACGGAGCAGGAUGAGAGUUAUAACAGCCUUCUGUCUGCACCACCUUCGCACCCCACCUGGCUGGAAAGCAGGCGAGAGGUGGUUAUAAAAGAAGACAAUGAGCAAUAUUCUGAGAGAAAGAACGACAUGAGGAAAACCAUCAAAGGGUUACGUGACAACAUCCAGGAGAUGAUGCGUGAGAGUGAAAACCUCCCGGAUAUCGAGCGCCUUCAACAACAGGAGUUCAACCUGGAUGUUGAGGAGCAGAGGAGACUGGCGGCCAUUUUGGAGCAGGAAGUUACUCGGGUCAGGAAUGGAGUCGAAUGGGAGAUUUUAGCAAAAUGUUACCUCCGUGAUGUCCUGAAGCGAGAAGGCUGGGAUUCUAUGAAGGUCAAAGGCAAGUCCAUUAAGACCCUUCACUCUGUACAUGAGGUGAAGAACUACCCUCUGAGAGAGCAAACAGAGCAACAGCUGGAGGACCUUCGCAGGGUUGAGCACAUGAGGAAGUUUGAACAGGCUGCUUGCGCCCAGAGCAGCCUGAAGAAAGGUUCUGACACAACCAGUGCGAAGGAGGAAGAGCAGGGGGAGGAAGGCCACGAGGCAGAGACUCCUGCUGUAACAGGAAGUUUGUCCGCUCAGUUAGGGUAUUCCAAUCCGUACAUCUACGAUCAGUUCUGCCUGCAAACCACCGAACAGAGGAUCAACCAGAUCAUUCUGCUCCAGGACGUGAUUUAUCGCAUUAAGACAGCUUUCAACACCAACUUUGAGGCCGUGCACAGGCAGAAGGUGCAGGAGCUGAACCGUGUGAGGGACAGGAACAAACACAUCAGGAAGAUCAUGCUGGAGCUGGACAUGAAGGAGAAGCUGUGGGAGCCCAGCCUGACCAACAGCGAGCGGCCAGAGAGGCUGCUCGCUGUAGACGACUCUGAGAUAAAAGCAAAAAAGUACCUCACCCCAGAACAGAAAAAGGAGGAGGAGAGGAAGAAGUUGGAAGAGCAAAAACGUUUGGCUGCCAAAGGCGAUAAUGUCAGAGACAGAGCUCUUGACGACAUGAUGGAAGGAGUGCUUGAAGUGAAAAAGCAGGACAUCUUGAAAAUGGAAAUACCUCCGCCUGAGUUUGUUUUGACCAAACUUGACAUUCACUGGAGUGAGGAGGAGAAAAAAGUCUAUAAAGAGUAUGAAAAGAAAACCAAAGACCUGAGUGAGGAGAAGGAGAAAUACAAAAAGUCAAUGGAAAGUGAAAUGAAAAAACUGCAGGCGUCCAUCAGGGAGUCAACCAAGAGGUUUGAUGAAACUUUGACAAAGCUGUUUGAGAAGAAAGUUAAAUGUGAAAUGGCUGUUUAUCAGGAAGAGCUCAACAUUACUUAUCUAGUUUAUUCAGUCCUCAUAGAAGACGAGAUUGGAAAUCGAGAGCUGGAGCUCAAGCUCAAACUUGAACAAAUGUUGGCAUGCAAGGAUAACCUUGGACUCGAAGUGAAGAGACAUGAAGAAGAAGUACAAUGGUUUCACGAGACCUAUGACAGCAUCCUAGCUGAGGACAAAGUUCUCGACAAAGAAUUCAGCAAAGAGUUCUUUGACGUACCGAGCCAUGUGGUUAAUCUGCUGCAUAAAUUAUUCAAGCGUAGACCCAGGGUUCAAAAGAUGAGCACCCAGACCGACAACAACCCCAACCCGUUUAAAGAGCAGCGUCUGUGCGGCUCUCUGGCUCCCGAUGCACUCGGCAAAAUGAUGAAGGCCAUGGAGGAGCUGGAUGCUCCGGAGAAUAUACCAGAAGUUGUGAGCCCUUCAAUCUGGGAAAGGUUUUGCCGCGUCCGCAGAACAAAAGUAGAGAGUGAGCAGAAGGUAAAAGUAAAAGCGCUGACUCUCGCUGAGAUGCAUGCGUUCCUCCAGAAGAGGAGAGAUGAAGUUAACGCCGCUCAACAGGAAAUUAAAAAUCUCUCUGACGGACUUGAAAGUCUACAUAAAGAGAAGAACCGGUUCCUGAUGGACAUUAUGGUCCAGCUGCUACUCAAACAGGGCCAGGUGGAGGUGUCCACCACAGAGCUGACUGCUGACUACAGUGACUCAUUACUUAACCACAGGAGUGUGGUGGAAGACCUCAACAGAACCAUCCGGACAAUCGGAGAGCAGAAGAUUGCCUCCAUGGUGGAGCGUAAAGACUUCCGUAAAGGCGUCAUCCAGCUGCAGUGGGAGCACAGAAUGAUGAAGCUCCAGAUAGAGGACCUCAACAACAAGGCGAGGGACACCCAGAUGUUACGACUCUCUGAGGAGCAACAGGAUUAUCUCAACAAGAUAGAUCGAGACAGUCGUGUGUCCAAGCAAGUUUCCAUUCUAGAAAAAACUAUAGCUUUCCAGGAAAAGACUCAUCUACAGAGUGUGCAGCAUCGCAUACAAACCAUUGAACAGCUAAGCAAGCAGGCAGCAACGAAAGCUGAGAAGAAUGUAAAUGGAGAACAGCAGAUUCCCAAUAUGCAGGUGACUGUGGCAGAGAGGAUGCACAUCUACGAAGCAAUAGAUUCAGAGGAAAAUCAGGCAGCUAAAACUGAGGAGCGCUACCAGGAAAUCAUUCAGAGGAAGUAUUUGGAGGACUUUGCCAGAGAGCAGGCGGAGGAUCUGGCUUUCCUCUGGGCAGAAGUCGAGCACAUGAGGAUGAAGAACUUUCCUUCACUUGAUCAGCUGAAGUUCAACUGAGCAAAGCCUUCUCUUCAACAGAUACCACCAUUUUAUUUACACUUCUUUAGCAAGUAAACUGAACAUUAAAUGUACAACGUAAGCUGUGAAUAAGAAUGGUAGAGCAGCAACAAAUCAAACAAUUACUUUAACUCAAGAUAUUUGUAAUGUGAUUAUUUUUAAGGCAUAUGUAUUAGGUAGUGAAGUCCUCCUCUGUGCGGUCAAAGUGCAGAAUGCCAUCUUCCAGACCAAAGAGGUCAAUAAGCCUCGACAGGUUGGCCUUUCGUCCAUCUAUGGGGACAUCUGACUGGAGCUCAUACAGUGCAUCCUGAGAACAACUCCUCCACUUGUCAAUCAAGAUUUGGAGCUGUGUUAAAUCAUUCUAGGGAGAGAAACAGGGAAUGUGUCACGUAAAAAGGACCACUUUCAGUCUAGUUAAGCAAAAAUAAAUCAUAAUGUUCACGUUAGGAGUAACCCCAGACAAAUUAAAAGGUAGUUGAUACCUUGCUCCUGUACAUUUGAACCAUCUUGAGUCUGCGUAGAGUGUCCAUCUUGUCUUUAACCUCCUUCUUCAGUUGAUCUCGUUGUUGUGCAAAGUCUUUGGAAGGAGAAUGUGUUGGAUCAGGAAUAGGCCCAGAAAACCUUUCCCUCCCUGCUGUCUCUUCAUUUCUGUUUACAUCAACAUUGGGCAUGAUCAGUGGUAAGUUAAUAACUCUCUCCUGGGAAUCUGCUGAAACUUGUUGGCCAUCCUCCUCAUCAACACAAAGGCGUUUGGCCACAGAGAAGGGCGAGGUGAAGGAGCGCCUUGAUCUCUUUAGCCUCUCCUUCAGAGAGGAACUCAGCUUUUGUUGAUGCUGCGGAGAUGACAUUAAAUGAAUGACAGGG